AUUUUAAAAAACAUAUAAAUACCAGAGAAUUACGAAUUAUAUAAACUUCUUUUUUUUUCAAUAUUAAAGUAAUAACUUUGGCAACAUCCCAAAACAGUUUUCUAUUUUGACGUCGAUACACCUAACCUUAAAGAAAUGUAAAAUUUUGUUUUUAUUUUACCCUUCUUACUACAUUUUACCACAUUAGCAUUAUGUUUUCUGUUGUAAUUUAUUAUUUACCUUGUUCGAGUAAUUCUAUUAACUAAUCUCAACCCUUUGUCUCAACCAUUCUGUAUAAUCUCAACGUUCUUUACUAAUGAAGCACAUUUAAAGGAGACAUAUGCAUUUAAUGUUACUUGAUGUGUUGCUAUAAUUUGUUUGAUUCAUAAAUAUGGUAGAGGAAAACCUAAGCUUUAGAAAUGGAAAUCCAGGUGCUGUUCAGUUUGGAAACUUCAUAAACUACUAUCAAUUCAACUCACCCGAAAAAAGAAUAUCUCUCUUGCCAAAAGAUAUAUGGUCAGAGAGUAUUGAAGAAAACCGCAAAUGGGAGAUUUUAGAUAUUGGUUGUAAUACUGGAGAUCUUACAGUAGCAUUAUACGAUUUUUUUACAAAUAUCUUGGGCAUAACUGAUUGUAAAGUAAUUGGAAUAGAUAUAGACCCUCAACUGAUUCAGAGAGCUAUUGAAAAAAAUAAGUCUAACAAUAUUUCCUUCAACUGUGUAGAUAUAAUGGAUAGCAUGAACUAUCAAACCAUUAUUAAAUAUUUAAAAGAUAAUGACUUGGAGAGAUUUGAUUUAGUGACAUGUUUCUCUAUUACUAUGUGGAUACAUUUAAAUCAUGGAGAUUUAGGAUUAAAGUCGUUUCUUAAUAAUGUGUCAAAAAUAUCAAACUUUUUAAUAAUCGAACCCCAACCAUGGAAAUGCUAUAAAGCUGCAGUAAAAAGGAUGAAGUUAAGUGAUUAUAUAUUUCCAGAAUUUAAAAAAUUAGCAAUUCAACAAAAUGUUGAAGAUGAAAUUGAAAAAAUCAUCUUGGAUGAAUGUAAUUUAGUUAAACUAAAGGAGAGUCAAAAAACUGAUUGGGGAAGAAAAAUACUUUUUUUCAAGAGAAAAAAUUAAUUUUUUUUCAAUAUAAAUUAUUCAUAUUGUGUAACUGGGAUCCCGUGAUAUUUCAGAUGUUUUCUUAACCUAAAACGAAAUAAAAUAUAUACAGAUUCAUUCACAAA
Molecule: messenger RNA, 1200 nt
Organism: Sitophilus oryzae (rice weevil)
Lineage: Eukaryota; Metazoa; Arthropoda; Insecta; Coleoptera; Curculionidae
Product: probable RNA methyltransferase CG11342
Exons: 1
Coding region: 371-1093 (240 amino acids)
Biological process (GO): negative regulation of pre-miRNA processing; miRNA metabolic process
Cellular component (GO): cytoplasm
Molecular function (GO): RNA methyltransferase activity; O-methyltransferase activity
Source: RefSeq, a predicted model, not a curated record